Messenger RNA from Lathyrus oleraceus (garden pea), 1199 nucleotides. RefSeq lists its product as uncharacterized. Gene Ontology annotation, cellular component: Golgi apparatus. The transcript is spliced from 8 exons. Gene Ontology annotation, biological process: protein localization to Golgi apparatus; Golgi to plasma membrane protein transport; intracellular protein transport. Gene Ontology annotation, molecular function: GTP binding; GTPase activity. Lineage: Eukaryota; Viridiplantae; Streptophyta; Magnoliopsida; Fabales; Fabaceae. The coding region runs from base 287 to 904 and encodes 205 amino acids. The record is from RefSeq and is a predicted model, not a curated record.
ACUAAAAAUGUAUUUUUAAACCACGAAUAUGUUUAUGCUCAUUUUUCUUACUUUACGCGUUGCAAAAAAUAUAGAUUCUAGAAAAUCGCACAACUUCGAUCCGAUUCCACCGUGCCGUGUCUUUCUUCAACCACCAUCUAUCGCCGUUCGUGCCACCGUAGACGCCGGAAUUCUGUAUGCCGAUGAAAUUGUGAAUCCGUGAAUAGUGCUCGAGUUUUUGAGUAAUAUGGCAUGAGCUUCAUGUUCUUCUAUCCUUGAAGGUUUAGCUGACAUAAACAGGAUAAGGAUGUUUUCAUUAUUUUAUGGACUUUGGCAGUACAUGUUCAGUAAGUUAGAACUUCAUGUACUCAUUUUAGGGAUUGACAAGGCUGGUAAAACGACUUUGCUUGAGAAGAUGAAGUCGGUGUACACGAAUGUAGAAGGUCUUCCUCCGGAUCGAAUUGUUCCAACUGUGGGAUUGAAUAUUGGUCGUAUUGAAGUGGCAAAUAGAAAGCUUGUGUUCUGGGACCUAGGAGGCCAGCUUGGUCUUCGCUCAAUCUGGGAGAAAUAUUAUGAAGAGGCACACGCUGUAGUAUUUGUUGUAGAUGCAUCUUGUCCCUCACGAUUUGAAGAUUCAAAGUCUGCACUUGAAAAGGUGCUUCGACAUGAGGAUCUCAAAGGAGCCCCUCUUUUGAUUUUAGCAAACAAGCAAGAUCUUCCUGAAGCAGUAUCAUCUGAAGAACUUGCUCGGUAUCUAGAUUUAAAGAAGUUGGACGAAAGAGUCUACAUGUUUGAAGCUGUGUCAGCAUAUGAUGGGCUGGGGAUCAGGGAAAGUGCGGAAUGGCUAGUGGAAGUGAUGGAGAGAAGCAAGAGGACUGAAAUGUUGAGAUUGCGGGCAGGUGCAAUGGGUCCAGGUUCUGUCUAGAGAACUAUAUGGACAUUACACUGCCAUACAGAUCCAGGUAGUGAUGUGACAUUGUGUAAAAUACAAGUUACGAAGUCGAUAAACUUGGGUGUAGCUGAACUUUUGUGAAAGGAGUCUGAUUGGAGGAGCUACAUAUGUUUGAUUAUUAUUUUGUUGGUAAAAAAGAUUGAUUUCCAUGUAUGCUUGUGGGGAAAAAAUUACGUAUAGUUUAGCCCUCUAUCAAAAGUAACUAUACGACAGUCUGUAAAAGCAGUGUCUGAAACUUCAUUUAUCAUCAGUUACAAUUUUAUUUUGA